Messenger RNA from Neolamprologus brichardi, 897 nucleotides. RefSeq names its product transmembrane protein 167A (gene tmem167a). Lineage: Eukaryota; Metazoa; Chordata; Actinopteri; Cichliformes; Cichlidae. The record is from RefSeq and is a predicted model, not a curated record.
CGUGCUUCGCUUUCGUUACGUAAGUUCCAGGGAGGCGGAAGUGUGAUGUGGCUUUGAUUCCCAUUAACAAAAAUGUCAGCCAUUUUCAACUUCCAGUCACUGCUAACUGUGAUUCUCCUCCUGAUCUGUACCUGUGCCUACAUCAGAGCAAUGGCCCCCAGCCUGCUGGACAAGAAUAAGACCGGGCUUCUAGGAAUUUUUUGGAAGUGUGCCAGAAUAGGUGAGCGGAAGAGUCCGUGGGUGGCCUGCUGCUGUGUCAUCAUGGCUUUUAGUAUACUGUUCCUACAGUAGCAAUCUAAAGAAACCCACUAAUGGAAACAUUGGAGAAAUGGAGAAACAAGAAGACAUGGACAGGAUGAUCCUAGAAGCACAAUAAGACCUCCUUUGAUUAUCAGUUAGAUAAUGUAAAAAGAGAGACCUGACAUCACGUACUGAGUCACGGAGAGACCGUGUAUGGAGGAGGGGGUUAGCUGAUAGCAUUUGUGUGAAUCCCUCCACAGACUUCCAGGUCUGUACGUUUAAGUGUGUGUGUCUGGGAGGAACAAGUGUACCGCUUUUCUGUUAUCUGCUAUUUGUGGGAUCAAAUGAUACAGUUUGUCUAAACAUUUCAAACAGAUUUUUUUUCCAUCAUUUUUUGUCACUAUAAGGAGCUGAUUAAUCUGUUUGAAAUUCUUCACAAAGAGGACCCCAAUAAAUGUUUAAUCUGUUAAGGGAUUUACAUGCUGACUUAUAUUUGUUACCUUCCUGUUUGUUGUGUUGAAAAUGGUGGGUACAGCAAACAAAAUGGUAUUAAAGCUCUUCAGGUGUCUAGUUGUCCUACAUUUUUGCCUCAAAGAGCUACUGAUGUUUUUAAUGUCAGUUGGUUUGCAGCUAUUUAUUAAAGUCCCUUUUUUGGAA